CGUAAGGCCGGCUGGGGGCGGUACGCACAUGCGCACGCGCACUGGCGGUGCCGCUGGACGCGCCUUCCCUCCUUGGGCGUCUUUGCAGCAGUGACUGCUCCCGGAGCCUUGGGGGUGGGCUGGUCGUUGUUUAGCAAAGCAUGAGGUUCCUCUCCAUGCUGUCGUUUGGAGGACAGCUGUGUAUAUGACAGUGUUUCCAUCUGUGGUUACCACUUUGAAGUCAUUCUACUGGAGUUUUAUCUGCUGGAAAAUCAACUUUUUCUCCAGAUUUCAAUAUUACUGGCGAAGUUUGAGUGAGAUGGAUGAUUUUCGAGGUAUAGCAGAAGAGUCAUUUCCAAGCUUUUUAACAAAUUCAUUGCUUGGUAAUAGUGGGAUUUUGGAAAAUGUCACUCUUACUUCAAAUCUCGGCUUGCCUGUUGCUGUUUCCACACUUGCUCGGAAUAGAACCAGCACUGAUAACAGGUAUCCUGAUAUCCAGACAUCCUACUUAGUAGAUGGGAGGUUUUCUGUUCCAUCUUCAUCAUCUCCCAGUUGCCAGAGUGAUGCUACACCAAGAGAGAGGUUACAGCUUAGCUUCCGGGAUGAUGAUUCUGUCUCUAGGAAAAAGAACUACAUGGAAAGUCCACGUUUGUCCAAUGCUCUCAUGGAACAGUCAGCUUUUCACACUGCUAUGCCAAGAGCACAAGAGGAAGAGGCCAAAGUUUCAGCUUCCUCUCAGGGUCAGGAUCUUUUGGACCGGGUUUCACCACUGGAGCAAGUACAAGACUCAUCUGUUGAUUUUCAUUUACAAUCAUGGAUUAAUAAUCAGGAAGACAAGAUUGUUGUGCCUGAUGCUGGAAAACAAUUUGAAUACAGGACUCCAAACAAUGACUUCAGCCAUAUCUUACUAGAAAAUGAGAAACUUAUGUCACUGACAAGUUUGGAAGAUUCUUCUGAUGAUGACAUUAAUGAUGAAGAGUUUUAUGAUGAUCAUUUGGAGGCUUACUUUGAACAGCUGGCAAUUCCAGGAAUGAUAUAUGAAGAUCUAGGAGGACAGGACUCUCCAGAAAAGGAUUUUAAGUUGCCUUCAAGGGAUCCUAGUCAGGCAAAUGAAAACAGUAGCUCAAACUCCAAGUGUCAGUCAGAAAAUAACAGCUCUCCAGUUUCCUGUGGCUCACAUUCUUCAAGAAGUUCUGCAACCACUCAUGGAGAGGGCAAGGAAGGCUGGGUUGUCUGCUCACCUGGGACCAGUAACUAUGGAGGUACUAGAGAUAGCAGAAGAUAUGUAGAUGGUAUGUUACUGUUUUCCUGUAAUUCCUGUAAUUCCUGGAAAAAUGAGAAGGAGAAGGUAGAAGGUUUGAAGGGUAUGGUUCCAGAUCAUAGCAGAGAAAGUGCAAGAGAGGAUGUUCUGAUGAAGACUGUCAGCACUACCAAUGAGAAACUUAACCCUGUUUGUCUUUCUGACAAAACUACUCAUAACAGUGGUUUUGAUCUGACUGACUCCGUCAAUCAGCAGGCAAUGGUUCCUUAUCAAAAUAAGCACAUGGCAUCAGAUUCAGAAACAAUUUUGCACACAGAUGGAUGCUUAGACACAGAGAAUUCUACCAUGUCCGUUCAAAAAGAUGUUUGCAUAGCAUCUUUGAAGCCCAUCAGUGACAAUGGAGUUAGUUCCACUGAUAUUCUGUGGUCACCAACUUGUGACAGGAGAACACGUGACUGUUACAAGUCUGUUGAAAAGAAUGAAGACCAACCGGAUCUCCUACAGAGUGUGAUCUAUCAAAACGAGGAGGGCAAGUGGGUCACUGACCUUGCCUAUUACACAUCUUUUGAUAACGAACAGGAUGUGAAUAUUUCUCUAACUGAUGAGAUGAAUGAAGACUUCAGAUCUGGUUCUGAAGCAUUGAAUAUGAUUGCACAAGAUGAGGAAAAAUUUAAUAAAGAGCAUCAAUUUAUACAGGAAGAAAACAUAGAAGCUCAGAAUAUUUCGGUUGCACUAGCAGACACAUCCUGGGUUGCUACAGUUAAUUAUAAUCUGUUGAGGAAAUCACUUAGCCCAUCAGAGCUGGGCAGAGAUGAUGCCAGUUACAUACGUCUGUCAUUAGGAGAGUUUUUUGCACAAAGAUCUGAAGCUCUUGGUUGCCUUGGUGGUGGAAAUAGCGUAAAAAGACCAUCAUUUGGUUAUUUUAUUAGCUCACCGGAGAAGAGAGAACCUGUUGCUUUAAUAAGUAAAUCUGAUGUGUCAGGAAGUGAUUUGGAGAAGGGAGUGGCUCAUCCUAACCAGGACCUGUCUUCAGGAGAUUUAGACGAACAGUCCGAGACACAGCCAAGUGAAGGAUCAAUUACACUUCAGGUUGAAGCCCUGGAGGGCACCUCUCUAGUGGAUGAAAGUGAUGUGACUUUAACGGCCAACAAAGACAAAACAGAGGGCACAGGCAGGAAAAAUAAACUCCCAGUCUGCAAUGACCAGCUCCAAGAUAGUGGUGAUUCUGUACUCAGAAUAAGCACCAUUGCUUCAGCCAUUGCAGAUGCUUCAGUUAGCACGGAGCCUUCCCAGCUUGCUGCCAUGUUGAAGGCACUUACAAAUAAAGCAAAGGACAAAAUUUUACAAGAAGACGAUGAAGAGGACUCUUCCACGGUGUCUCAUUUUGUACCUAAUGAUUCUGAAAAAAGUAAUGGAUCCAGUGUAUUUGAUAUGGAGAAAUAUCUUACAAAAACAGAGAUCAGUAGACAUGAAGGUGGGUUGGAAACUGUUUCAAGAGCUGGCAUGUCUGAUAUUUGGGAUUUAUCUUUGCCAAAAGAACAGACUAUUCAAGACAUCCACACAGUUGACUCUGGAACUACUAAUACAACUGUUACAGAGCCAAAAGAAAAUACAGCAGCUGUUUUUUGUGUUGAAAAUGGUGAGAGUCAGGAAUCAUUUAAAGCAGUAAACUCUUCAAAUUCAGUUCUUACAAAUAGAAGAGAGAAUGAGAGUGUGGUAGUUGGUAUGAAGACACUUUCCACUGACCACAGAUUACCAGACAUCGGUAGCAAUGAGAAGGCUGCCUCCAUUUCCACUUCAACUUCUAAUAGUUAUUCAUCAGUAAGGAACCCCAUAGUGACAUCCCUGUGCCUCUUAGAAGAAUGUGAAGAAAAACAAGCUAGCAGAGAAAAUCAGAGGCAGCAAGAGUAUGUCAGUGAAACAAGCGGCAGUGACAGACGUGUGACUUUUGAUCAGCACUGCAGAGUCUCACCUAAAAAUGUUGAUUUGAAAAACGCCUCUCCUGAGCAUGGGGGAUCAGGCUCAGAGGACCAGGAGAGCUUCAGACCCUCUACUUCACCACUCAGUCAUUUUUCUCCUGGUGAAAUUUCUGGAACAAGUUUAUCAGGGUGUGCUUUGGAGUCUCUUGAUUCUGCAGCUUGUCACCAAAAAUCUUCUUCUGAGAGCGAGUUGUCUCAGUUGGUGUGUUCCCAUACUGAUAUGAGCAGGCUGACUUACGUCUCUGAACAGGAGAGCGCCUGUCCUCCCACAACUGCUGACAGUGGCCCAGAGGACUGCAAGGUGGGCGGCACUUGGACUGCUGCUUUAAGUGAUAUCACCAGUGAGUUGAGCACCACAAUUAUUCAAUCAAGCCUAGCACCAUUGGAGGAACAUGCUAUGGAAAAGCUGAGAAAAAAGGUUCCAUUUCAGAAUAGAGGAAAAAGAGCCUCAUCAUCUCUUAUUCAGAACCAGUCUGAUUUGAAAAGUGUGACUGAAACUACUUCUCUGAGUAGCAGACCUGAGGGUGGAGAAUCAAGUCAAGAUCCUACCUCCAAAAGAGGAGAGCCAUUGGAAACCAGUGAAGAACGUUUGACAUCAAACCGCAGUGACUUGGAUCCAGUCAGUGAGGUUCUCCUGAGCAAGCCAGGUCUGAGCCAUCAGGUGGGGCUAGCCUCAUCUCACCUUGCUGUGUCCUGCCUGAGGUCCAUGGAAGAAGGUCAGAGAGUCAUUUCUAAAGACACCUCGAGCACCAACAGUGAGUUCAGUGGCCAGAUUCCUAAUCAGAACACCUCUGGAAACCUGCGAGGCCCGGUCUCCCAACUCAUGGCUCACGGCUCUGCUGAGGAGGUACAGAAUGUUCCUGCUGUGCACCCCACACUCUGGACGGCACAUUCUUUCAGCACCGCUCCCUUGAAACAGCAGUAUGUGGGUACACUCUCUUCAGCAGGGAAUGUUGCCUUGCCUCAGUGCCAUUCAGGCAGCGCCUCGGCCUGUGGGUUCUCAGGAUGCUUUACUUACCCUGCUAUCGCAGGAGACCACGUUCAGAACUCCAUGGCUAUGGGGAUUUACCUGGGUCCCGAUCUCACCCCUGGAUUGAUGGGUCCCACUUCGCUCUAUACCCGGUGUUCUAAUACCUUACAUCAGAACGUGCUAAGCUCAGUACCAUCUUUUACUGUGCAGUCUGGAGUGGAGUCCUGGGAUUCAGGAACCAUGUCAGGAUUUGACAGCGUCAGAGUGCCUGAGGAGUUGAAGUUUCCUCAUGCUUGCUGUGUCAGUAUUGCUUCGCAGACCUACCUUAGUGUACUCAAUCCAACUGGCCGUUGGCUACAAGUCAGCAUUGGGGUUCUCAGUGUUAGCGUUAAUGGUGAAAAGGUGGAUCUUUCAACAUGUCCUUGUCUAGUUUUCAAGAAUAAAGUCAUCAUAAGACCUCAUGCCACAGAGGAGAUAAAAGUACUUUUCAUACCAUCCAGUCCUGGGAUUUUCCGAUGUAUGUUCAGUGUUGCUUCUUGGCCAUUUUCAGCAGAUUCUGAGACAAUAGCACAAGCAGAAGCUUUGGCGAGCAAAGUCAUUUUCACUGCUAUCGCUGAGACUCCUGUUAUUGAGGUAGAAACAGAAGAGAAAGGUGUUCUUAAUUUUGGUGACUUGACUUAUGGUGGCUGGAAGGCUCUACCGCUAAAGCUGAUAAACAGGACACAUGCCACUGUCCCGGUCAGACUGACCAUUAAUGCUAAUGCCUUAGCCUGGUGCUGCUUCACCUUUUCCAAGGAACCCAUCCAUGCUUCUCUGAAAGCUGCUCCUUAUGCCGAUGUGAUUGCUCAGCUGGCAGCCCCCUCUGUGGUCAGUCAUGUGAUGCCUGCCAAUCAGGAAGGACAGGAUCCUGAAUUUUUGAUAAUUUGGGUUCUUUUUCAUAGUCCAAAGAAACAAAUUGCUUCUUCAGAGAUUCUAGACCCUGCAGAAGAAUUCUUGGCGAGAGUGGAUAUAGAAGUUGACAGCCCAAACCCUACGCCAGUUCUUAGCAGUGUGGGUCUCCGAGCAAGAGCAGGAGUGGCUCGAAUCCAUGCUCCUAGGGACUUACAGACUGUGCACUUGCUGGCUGGUGUGAAUUCCUCAACAAAGCAGUACCUGCCUUUGAAAAAUGCUGGCAAUAUUGAAGUUUACUUAGAUAUCAAGGUCCCAGGACCAGGAAGUCACUUUUCAGUGGAUCCAGAAAAUUUAUUCCUUAAGCCUGGUGAAGAACAUAAAGUCCUAGUUUCAUUUAUGCCAAAGGAUCCCAAGGUCUGUGAGGAAAGGAUCUUGAAAAUAUUUGUGCAGCCAUUUGGACCCCAGUAUGAAGUUGUGUUAAAGGGUGAGGUGGUUUCUUCAGGAGGUAACCCUCUGCUGCCAGGACCUUGUGCCUCAGAUGUUCCAUUGAUCUUGUCCAACAGGCAGUUUCUGGCCUGGGGAGGUGUCCCACUCGGCAGAACACAACUUCAGAAGCUGGCAUUGAGAAGUAACUCCACAUCCAUGGCCCAGCACUUGCGGCUGCUUAUCAAAGGACAGGACCAGGACUGCUUUCAGCUUCAGAACACUUUUGGCUUAGAAGAGCGAUUGACCAGUAACUGUGAGAUCAGAAUGCAGCCAAAAGAAGACAUUGUAAUCUCAGUAUUAUUUGCACCUACUCGGUUAUCUUGUAUGUUGGCUAAACUGGAAAUCAAACAGCUUGGAAAUCAAUCACAGCCAGGCAUUAAGUUCAUGAUACCUUUGUCUGGAUAUGGAGGAACAAGUAAUCUUAUUUUGGAAGGUGUUAAAAAAUUAACUGAUAGCUACAUGGUAACAGUGAAUGACUUAAUACCUGGCAAAGAAAGUAAAGUUGUUGUUUCUGUCCGAAACACCGGCUCUCGGGCAGCUUUUGUCAAGGCAAUAGGUUUUAAGGAUUCUCAGAAAAAAGUUUUGCUGGAUCCCAAAGUAUUGAAGAUUUUUCCAGAUAAAUUUGUGCUCAAGGAAAGAACACAGGAAGAUGUUACUAUAAUAUAUAAUCCUCCAGACAGAAAGAAUGACUGUAAAACUGCAACAGAACUGUCAACUAUAUACUUCUUUGGUGGAGAUGAAAUUUCCAGACAGCAGUAUCGAAGAGCCCUGUUGGAUAACCCAGGGGUUGUAAGACAGAUCCUUCCAGAACACAGCGUGCUGCACAGCGUGAAUUUUGCUGAAGUGUUCCGAGAUGAGAUGCUAGUCAAUGAAGUGUAUGAUCUUCCCCAAUGGCCUAUUGAUAUUCAACUCUUUUAUGGAAACAUGCGAAAAAUUACCCUUUCAGUAAUUGGAGAAUUCAGAGAUUCUGUCUCCUGCCAUGAGUUUCUUCAGCCACCUUCUAAAGCUAACUUGGAAUCUAAAAGUGAAUUGGGGACUUCUGGAAAACACAGUGGCCAUGUCUCUUUGGAUGUUUUACCAGUUAGAGGUCCUCAGGGUUCUCCUUUUCUCUCACAAACUAGCCACCCACCUCAAGAUAACUCGGCCUCUGAAGAGACUUGGACUGUCCAGCCAGAGCACUUGAUUCUGAUAGCACCUUCUUCUUAUGACAUGGCAAAAACUGGAUGUUUCCAGAUUGCAAAUCAUUCCGUCAGGUUGCUGAAAUUUGAGCUGUACUGGCCAGCACAUUGCCUGACAGUCACACCACAGCACGGGUUUAUUGCCCCUGAGAUAAACUACAAAUUCUUGUGAGUCCUAAUUCCUCCUUAUCCACAAAGCAGACAAUGUUCCCAUGGAGUGGUUUGAUCUAUAUACACUGUGACAGUGGACAGAAGAAAACUGUGAAAGUUCAAAUUCGAGAAGAUUUGACUCAAAGAGAACUCUUACCUCACUCGGCCUCUGGUCUAUCUGGAGUUCUUACCCCAGCACCUGAGCCUUCCUUUCGUCAUUUGGUAAAACCAUUGACAAAGCCACCUUCCACGAAAAUCGAAAUAAGAAGCAAAACUGUUACUUUUCCCACAACAGAACCUGGUAAAACUUCAGGUCUCCAUCACGUUUUUGCCCAGAGAUAGAGGGGAUUAUGCCCAGUUUUGGGAUGUUGAGUGUCAUCCUGUUAAAGAGCCUCACAAAAAGCACACGUUAAGAGUCCAGUUCUCAGGACAA
Molecule: messenger RNA, 7327 nt
Organism: Ictidomys tridecemlineatus (thirteen-lined ground squirrel)
Lineage: Eukaryota; Metazoa; Chordata; Mammalia; Rodentia; Sciuridae
Source: RefSeq, a predicted model, not a curated record